Molecule: messenger RNA, 903 nt
Organism: Helianthus annuus (common sunflower)
Lineage: Eukaryota; Viridiplantae; Streptophyta; Magnoliopsida; Asterales; Asteraceae
Product: F-box/kelch-repeat protein At3g23880
Exons: 1
Coding region: 1-903 (300 amino acids)
Molecular function (GO): protein binding
Source: RefSeq, a predicted model, not a curated record
AUGGUUUCUCAACUGCAUCCGUCCAUGGAAGACAAGUUACCAGAAAAUGUGAUGUUCGACAUUUUAUCAAGACUUUCGGUCAAAUCAGUCAUCUACUGCAAGUGCGUGUGCAAAAAGUGGCGGAAUCUUGUUUCAGAUUCUUACUUUGUUCAUCUUCAUCACUCGAGAUUGCCUUCGUGCCUAAUGAUUGACUGUGGCCCGAUUUUAGAGUUGGUGGAAGUCGAACACGAAGUUGAGUACCAUCGUUUAACCCUCAAUCAUGUCAAGACUCUUAAUCUUCAUCUUAGUGCAGUUCACGCUAGUAAUCAGAUAUUUCAAGUCGAUUCAGUCAAUGGUUUGAUCUGCGUAUGUCAUCGAUAUGAUGCCACUUACAUAUUCAAUCCUGUUGUCGAAGAAUAUAUGAUCCUUCCAGCUGAACCAGGAUUGAAGCGUUUGUUGCUAAGUUAUGGCUUCGGAGUUUCGAUGCAAGGGGAAUACAAAGUGAUACGAAUUAGCGGCAGGAGAAUAUCCUUAAAUCCAUCUGUUCAUGUGGUUGAAAUCGAUGUUUACACCCUUGGCACAGACCAAUGGAGAAGUUUGGGACAAACCCCUUACUAUCUUUAUAACUUACUAGGGAAAGUGAGUUCUGGUGUAUUUGUGAGUGGUCAUGUCUACUGGAUCGCCUAUGGCCAAAUUUACGAUUUCGAUUUGACUACAGAGACAUUUAAGUUAUUUACAUCGCCUCCGGGGGAUAACCAAAGAUCAAAGCAAAUGCUAGGAGUCCUAAAAGGUAGCUUAAGUCAUUUUUCUUGGUGUUGGUUAGGAUUGGAGGUUUGGGUGAUGAAGGAAGAAUCUUGGUAUAAAGUGCUAGCAAUCCCAGAAAAUAUAAAGUGUCUUGUUGAUGGUUCGAACGGUACUACCUAG